UCGACUUUUCCUAGCCUCGAAAAGUCUCUGUCAAGUCUUGAUUCCCAAAUAAACUAAAUAUAAAAAAUUAAAGCAAGACGAGAGAAAUUUGAAGAUAGAAAAAUACAAAGAAAGUGAAGGAAAGUUUUAGCCAAACACAAAGAAAUAGAAAACAGAGCGAAAGAGAGAGAGCUAAACAGUAGACAGAGAGUAUGAAGCACAUUUUCAAGAAGUUACACAUAGGAAGCAACAACGAGUCAUCACCAAAUCGAACAAGUAACGACACCGCCACGAGCGCAUCGACACCUCCACCACCGCCACCAUCAUGUUCCUCCGAUCACCUAGCUGCCGGAACGGGAAAUUCACCGGCGAACCCUCCAUCAACAUCGCCUUCACCGGCGACGACAGCGCAACCGUUGGCGUUUGGUAAUCGGACGGAUUACUUUGCGUCGGAGGAGGACUUUCAGGUGCAAUUAGCGUUGGCGAUUAGCGCGUCGAAUUCGGAGUUUAGAGAUGAUCCGGAGAAGGAUCAGAUACGUGCCGCGACGUUGUUGAGUUUAGGAGGAGGGAAUAAUCGGAUUGAUGUGGACAGAGAGAAAGGAGAGGGAAAAGUGGAGGAUUUGUCGAGGUAUUAUUGGGAAUAUAACGUUCUUGAUUAUGGGGAGAGAGUGAUGGAUGGUUUCUAUGAUGUGUUCUGCACAAGCUCAGCAGUUCAAGGAAAAAUGCCAUCCCUCAUGGACCUAGAAACAAAUGCUGGCGGUUCUGGUUUUGAAGCAGUAAUAGUUAAUCGAAAAGUUGAUCCUGCCUUGGAAGAGCUGAUGCAAAUUGCACAAUGUAUUGCAUUAGACUGGCUUGCAACCGAUGUUACUAUUUUGGUGCAGCAGCUGGCUGAACUUGUUACAGGACACAUGGGUGGCCCAGUAAAGGAUGCCAACUUGAUUUUGGCAAAGUGGAUGGACAGAAGCACAGAGUUAAGAACUUCUCUUCAAACUAGUGUUUUGCCUAUUGGGUCCAUAAAUAUUGGUCUGUCUCGACAUCGAGCGUUGCUUUUCAAGGUGUUGGCUGAUACCAUUAAGUUACCUUGUCGACUGGUGAAAGGUAGUCAUUACACUGGCAUUGAGGACGAUGCUGUCAAUAUAAUAAAGUUAGAGGAUGAAAGAGAGUUUUUGGUUGAUCUCAUGGCAGCUCCCGGUACACUUAUACCAGCUGAUGUUCCUAGUGCAAAAGACACUACCUUUAAGAUCCCUGCUCCUCGCUCUAAUGAAACUGGAGUGGUUUUUGCUAGAUCAAAACCAUUAACUGGCGAAGGCACUAGUCAGAACUCUUCAGUGGAUGGCAUUUCGCCUUUGGAUAGAAUAUUAUGUUCUGAAAAUGCAGAAUCCCUGCCUUCUUUCUCUGAUUCAAGUAAGAAUGCUGGUGUUGGUUCUUCUGGAGUAUCAAAUAAAACAGCUCCUACAAAUCAGCUUGGUAAUAUAGCUUCCACAGCCUUUGGGACUUCUGUAUACAAAGGGAUUCGUGGGGUGCAUGCAAUUGGUGAUGGUUUGCGGAUGAAUGUUAAUGUAGUUCCAUAUGUUCCUAAUACCUCAGAGGAUUCUAAAAACCUUUUUGCAGAUCUUAAUCCAUUCCAGAUCAAGGGAACUGGCAAAAGUUUCAUGCACAACAAACCUGCAGAGAAUAAAAUUAAUGAGUUUCAAGGACGGAAAAAUAACCCCGUUCCCAGCCCACCUGCACCAUUGAUGUGGAAGAAUCGAUUUGCUUACAAUGAGGUGCCUAGAAGAAAAGAUAAUGAUAAUGUGGAGGGCCUUUAUCCUAGAAUCAAUCGGGAACCUAAUAAUUAUAAUCACUCCUCCUUAGCUUCCACCAGUUUGUCUGAAAAAGUUUAUCCACAGGGUUUUAAGUCAUCCAGUAAUUUAAAUACAUCCAAUAGAGAAAGUGACACCAGGAAUUCUGCGAGCAGUGCCAGUUCAGAAUUGUCAUCAUAUACUAAUCAAGGCUACAGUUUGCCUUCUGUUGAGGAAGUAAACUCAAAUUUUGAAGAAAAACUCUGGGAUGCAAAGAAUUUGCAAAAUGACAUGGAAGCCUCGGUUAAAGAAAGUGAAGACAGUGAAAUUGGUUUCCAUGACCGUAGAAAGUGCAUACAUGACAGAUUUAUGGGGACCAAUCUAAAGCUGAAGGGUCCAGAAAGUCCUAGCACAUCAGUUGAUUCCAGCACUCACAGGGUUGAUCGAAUAUUGGAUGACGUAGAUGUAGGUGAUGAAAUUUGCUGGGAAGAUUUGGUUUUUGGUGAAAGGAUUGGACUAGGUUCAUAUGGGGAGGUCUAUCACGCUGAUUGGAAUGGCACGGAGGUUGCUGUGAAGAAGUUCUUAGACCAGGAUUUCUCAGGUGCUGCUUUGGAUGAAUUCAAAAGAGAAGUUCGAAUAAUGCGUAGAUUGCGUCAUCCAAAUGUUGUUCUUUUUAUGGGUGCUGUUACUCGACCUCCAAACCUGUCUAUCAUCACAGAGUUUCUUCCAAGAGGAAGCUUAUACCGUAUUCUACAUCGUCCUCAGUGUCAAAUUGAUGAGAAGCGUAGAAUAAAGAUGGCUCUCGAUGUGGCAAGGGGCAUGAACUGCUUGCAUGCCAGUACACCAACAAUAGUUCAUCGGGAUUUGAAGUCGCCAAAUCUUUUGGUUGAUGAAAACUGGACUGUCAAGGUUUCUGAUUUUGGGCUCUCACGCUUGAAGCAUAACACCUUUUUAUCAUCCAAAUCAACUGCAGGAACGCCUGAGUGGAUGGCACCUGAAGUUCUCCGUAAUGAACCCUCAAAUGAGAAGUGUGAUGUAUAUAGCUUUGGAGUGAUUCUUUGGGAACUUGCUACGCUAAAAUCGCCAUGGAGUGGGAUGAACCCUAUGCAAGUUGUGGGUGCAGUUGGUUUCCAGAACCGUCGUCUUGAAAUCCCGAAGGAAGUUGAUCCCCUGGUUGCAAGGAUAAUUUGGGAAUGUUGGCAGACUGAUCCAAACUUGCGCCCCUCAUUUGCAGAGCUGGCAGUCGCUCUCAUGCCUUUGCAGCGGCUGGUUGUCCCCUCACAUCUAAGAUCAAUUUAGCCCACCUCCGCAACAGGAAAUUUCAGUAAAUUCUACACCUCGAGAUGUCUCAGUUUUGCAAUUGUGAAUAUGGAGACAUUCUGUUAUUGGCCUUUGGUGAGGCGCGCCAUUGUAUGAAAUCCCAACAAAAAAAAAAAAAAAAAACAAAGAAAGAAAAAAGAAAGAAAGAAAGAAAAGAGAAAGAAAAGAUUACAAAAAUUGUAGGCAGUGUUUGGUGUAAGUAAUAUACUUGAGCUGCUGCUGCCGCCAAAUGAGCAUAGCAGCUCCUUGUACAGUUCGGUUUCCAUGAAUGUGCAUUAAGGAAUUGGAACUACGUUACAGGUGUGUUAUGACCUUGGGACAUUUGUCAUUUUAAAAUAGAAUUGCAAAUGUGAGUGUUACACA
This is a messenger RNA of Populus nigra (black poplar), 3443 nucleotides long. Its product is annotated as serine/threonine-protein kinase EDR1-like. Bases 192 to 3059 code for a protein of 955 amino acids. The record is from RefSeq and is a predicted model, not a curated record. Gene Ontology annotation, molecular function: protein kinase activity; ATP binding. The transcript has 13 exons. Gene Ontology annotation, biological process: protein phosphorylation. Lineage: Eukaryota; Viridiplantae; Streptophyta; Magnoliopsida; Malpighiales; Salicaceae.